Messenger RNA from Protopolystoma xenopodis, 384 nucleotides. The record is from the annotation of a GenBank genome assembly. NCBI's taxonomy places the organism in Eukaryota, Metazoa, Platyhelminthes, Monogenea, Polystomatidea, Polystomatidae.
AUGUCCCCACUCGCAGCGAUAGCACUUAAGUCAACCAUCAAGCCAACCAUAGCUUGUUGUCUUGCCAUCAAGACACGCCUUGUCCAGCUCGUACUUUCUUCUCUAGUCCUUAUGUUUCCUUCCACAAUCCUGGCCCUAAUGCUAUGGCCACGGCUCUUGAGAGCCUCAAGGGCCAACACCGUUUUAAAUUAUCUCAACAGUGCUGAAGACGUCUUCUGUCUGCUCGACCCUAACUUGACCCACCUCACACCCCCUUGUACUUCGCCAUGGCACCAGGCUCUGCCUCAACUACGUCGCAUCAUCGUGCCGGCAGUUCGACAAGCCCAUCAGCAUCACUUGGCCAGACAACAUAAAAUGCUGUCUCGCGUUGCUACGGCCUAUUGA